AUGGCACCUUUUGAGGGGCUAUAUGGUAGGAAAUUUCGUUCUCCUAUUUGUUGGGAUGAUGUUGGAGAAAGGAAACUUUUGGGGCCUGAACUUGUGCAGUUGAUAGUUGAAAAAGUUGCCUUAAUUAAAGAGAGAUUAAAAACAGCUCAAAGUAGGCAGAAAAGUUAUGUUGACAAUCGCAGGCGGGAUUUGGAGUUUGAGGAUCGUUUCUCCUUCUUCAUUUUAUGCAUGGUAACAUUAUCCAGCUUCAGCAGUACUACAAAUGCAAGCUCGCCUUUAUAUGAUGUGAUGAAUUAUGGAGCUGUUGGUGAUAGAAAAACCGAUGAUUCUCAGGCAUUUCUGAAGGCAUGGAAUGAAACCUACAACGUUCAACAACAGUGUGCUACCCUUAAUGUACCAGCGAAGACAUUCUUAUUGAAUCCUAUCGAAUUUUCGGGUCCAUGUGUGCCCACUUCUAUCGAAUUUCAGGUGGCAGGAAAAAUUAUAGCAAGCACCAAUAAAUCCCUAUUUGAGAACAAUCAUUGGAUCCUCUUCUCAUAUGUGAAAGGGCUUACUUUGACCGGAAGUGGAACUAUAGAUGGCCAAGGGGCAGGUUCAUGGCAAGACCGAACGAGAGUACCUGCACUCAAGAUUUAUACUUGCCCGGACCUAGUACUUCAAGGAUUGACACAUAUCAAUCCCCAAAAGGCCCAUAUCAUUUUGACAAAAUGUGAUGGAGCAAACAUCAAUAACAUCACUAUAAGUGCACCUGAAGAUGCCCCGAACACGGAUGGUAUCGACAUUGGCGGUUCAAACCAUGUUCGAGUCCAGAAAAGCAAAUAUGACAUGGCUGGUGGUUAUUACUUAUUACAACAUAGUUCUUAG
Messenger RNA from Vitis riparia (riverbank grape), 864 nucleotides. Its product is annotated as probable polygalacturonase At3g15720. NCBI's taxonomy places the organism in Eukaryota, Viridiplantae, Streptophyta, Magnoliopsida, Vitales, Vitaceae. Gene Ontology annotation, biological process: carbohydrate metabolic process. The record is from RefSeq and is a predicted model, not a curated record. The transcript has 5 exons. Gene Ontology annotation, molecular function: polygalacturonase activity. The coding region runs from base 1 to 864 and encodes 287 amino acids.